Messenger RNA from Rhagoletis zephyria (snowberry fruit fly), 2158 nucleotides. RefSeq names its product pickpocket protein 28-like. NCBI's taxonomy places the organism in Eukaryota, Metazoa, Arthropoda, Insecta, Diptera, Tephritidae. Gene Ontology annotation, biological process: sodium ion transmembrane transport. Gene Ontology annotation, molecular function: ligand-gated sodium channel activity. The record is from RefSeq and is a predicted model, not a curated record. Gene Ontology annotation, cellular component: plasma membrane.
AAAAAUGAAAAACCUAAAUACAGAUAUUUUUCAAUCUGGCAACCAUUUCUGUAUGUACCGUUACUAGUUGCUAGUUAGAAAAUUUUUACGCACGAUGUUUGAAAGCUCGUUUUUUUAUUGUGUUUAAUUGUCCGCGUUUCUGCCCAAAUUCGAAAUGGGACCAAUAGAUUUAAACUCUACUAAAACCGAACUUGAACUGGAAGAAAAGAAAAACAGCUCCGCCCAAUAUUUGCAGCAACACAAGUGGCUAGGAAAAGGUAUUAAGCAGAUUUACUUCGAGUACUGCGCCAACACUUCAAUUCAUGGCAUUCAAUACUUUGGGGAGCACCGCCCCUUAGUAGAGAAAAUAUUUUGGCUUUGUGUAUUCUUGGCUUCAAUAUAUUGCUGCUCAAAUCUCAUACUAAGCGUUUAUAUGAAAUGGAAUGAAACCCCUGUGAUUGUGAGUUUUUCGGAAAAGUCUACACCUGUUUGGAGCAUACCAUUUCCGGCUAUUACUAUCUUGGAAACCAAGCGAGUCUCCAAAACAAGCGGUGUCACUUAUGCCCAAUUCUUCAAAAGCUUACAAGAGCAUGUUAAGGCGCGCCGGUUCUUUCAACCGAAAAAUAUCAGUGUUGCAGAGUUGGAAGAAUUCCGUACACUUCUGCAUAUCUGCAAUACUCAGCUUAUCGAGCGUGGUACCCCUAUUCUUUCCACAGAUCUAAUAGAUUACUUUGGCGUAUUGGAUAAAAUGCAGCCGGACUUCAGCCGAUAUUUCUUUUAUUGCAAAUGGUUUAGCCACUUUGGUGAAUGCGAUGAACUUUUCACCCGCUCAUACACCGAAGAAGGUAUUUGCUAUACAUUUAAUGGUCUUAACGCCACCGAUCUUUACCGCGAAAAUACUUUUCAAUAUCAAAGAAUGGGAUUUCAGAACUUUUCUAAAAAUAUAAUACUAAAACGUCCACUUAAGUGGUCAUUGCAAGAUGGUUAUGCGAUUGACAGUGGCAUUAAAUCGUAUCCGGCGCGAGUUCUUGGUGCAGGAGCACGUGCCGGCCUUUUCAUUGCACUACAAAGUUUUCGCUCAGAAGUUGACUACGCUUGCCGGGGCCCUAUUCAAGGUUUUAAAGUAUUGCUGCAUUCCCCAGAUGACGUGCCAUUAGUUUCAAAUCAGUUUGUGCGCAUACCAAUGGGCAAAGAGGUGCUCAUUGCAGUUAAGCCUAACAUGAUAACCACAUCGUCAGGUAUUGCUGAUUAUAUACCUCAAAGGCGUCAAUGCUAUUUAGAAAACGAGCGAACCUUGAAAUUUUUUAAAGUGUAUACCCAAAAUAAUUGCGCGCUAGAAUGUUUGACAAAUCUAACUCUAACUAAAUGUGGUUGUGUCAAAUUUUCGAUGCCACGAACUUUGGAUAUGCCCGUUUGUGCGGAAAAUAAAAUCUUUUGUUAUGAUAAAGCGGAAGAUAUUCUAUUACUACGUGAAUUCCGUCAGGGUCUUAAGGAAUCGCAUUUGAAUUAUUUGGGUGCAACGGAAUGCAAUUGUCUACCGGCAUGCACUUCGCUUGUAUACAAUACGGAGAUAUCACAGGGUAAUUUCGAUUUAGAUGAGAUGUUAAAGGCGGCUGGAGAUACUUCCUUCUUCGAGGAUUUUCCCGGAUCUCAAAUGUCACGACUCUCCAUCUACUUUAAGGAACACCAGUUUAUAACUUCUAAGAGAUCAGAGUUGUAUGGCAGAACGGACUUUUUAGCGAAUUGUGGGGGAAUUUUUGGUCUCUUCAUGGGGUUUUCUAUAUUAAGUUUAGUAGAAUUAUUUUAUCAUUUAUCGCUACGCUUAUGGAGCAAUAUGAGACGUUUGGCCGGUCCACAUUCUUCACCGAUAUUGUAAAUACGAGAAUUUCGCAGUUUUCACAUUUAUUUGUUCAUAUGUAUAAAUAUCUGUAUAUGUUCAUAUUUGCCUUGUAUGUAGUAUAUGUUUGCAAAUUUGUUUGAUAUUUUUUUAAAUAAAACGUAUGUGUGUAUCUACGCGUUUUUAUAAUAUCCAAUAUUUACUUUUGUCCAAUUUUGUAAUAAAGUAGUUUCCAUAAUUCAUAUUAAAAAAAAAUUAAAUGUUUUUAUUUAGUUAUCUCAUUAAUGCGAAACGACUGAUGACUUCACGGAAAUGCGUUUUUUUAAAAACAUGUUACGUUAA